GCACGCCGGGAAGGGGCGUGGCCAGCGCUGUCAUGGCGGCGCCCAUGGAGAGAGCCCCGCCCCCCGCCGAGACCACCCACGAAGCAGCGGAGGAGCCAAUGGGUCUCCCCCCCCUCUCUCCGGACCACCCCCCCCGGCUCCUGGGGGGGGCUCAGGACGAGUUCCGGCUCCGGCCCCACAACUUCCUGCGGGGCUGCAAGUGGGCCCCCGACGGCUCCUGUGUGCUGAGCUGCAGCGCUGACAACACCCUGCGGCUGUUCAACCUGCCUGCCUGCCCCCCCCCGGGGCAGGACCUGCUGCAGCUGGAGCUGGCGCUGCGCGUGCACGAGGGUGACAUCAUCUACGACUUCACCUGGUUCCCACACAUGAACUCCAGGGACCCCCAGACCUGCCUGAUGGCCUCCAGCAGCCGGGACAACCCCGUCCACCUCUGGGAUGCCUUCGAUGGGACCCUGAGGGGCUCCUUCUGCGCCUACAACCACCUGGAGGUGCUCUGUGCCCCACACUCUCUCUGCUUCACCCUGGAUGGUUCUCGGCUCCUCGGAGGCUUCAAAGGCUCCGUCCGGAUCUUCCCUAUGGAGCGGCCGGGGAGGGGCCAGGAGGAGCACGUGCUGCGCUAUGGCAGCAAGCGCCAGGGUGGCCCCAUUGGCUGCCUGGCAAUGAGCCCCAGCCAAUCAGUGUUCGCCUGCGGCUCCUAUGGGCGGAGCCUGGGGCUGUACGCGCUGGGAGGGGGCGGGGCCUUGUUGUUCUGGCCCCGCCUCCCCGCGGCCCCCACCCAACUGCUCUUCAGCCAUGAUGGACUCCGACUCUAUGUGGGGGGGCGCAAGGACACCCACAUCCUGUGCUGGGACCUGCGGCUGCCGGACCGCCCCCUGCUGGCCAUGGAGCGCCACGUGACCACCAACCAGCGCGUGACCUUUGACCUUGACCCGACAGGCCGGUACCUGGUGAGCGGUGACACCAGAGGCUUUGUCAGCCUAUGGGACACUGUAGGGACCCCCCCGGAAGGGACGGACCUUCCAUUGCUGUCCCCAGUGCUGCGGUUCAGGGCCCUGCAGGACUGCAUCAAUGGCACCAGUUUACACCCUCAGCUCCCAUUGUUGGCCACAUCCUCGGGGCAGCGGCUGUUCCCACCGCUAUGGAGCAGUGACGAGGAGGAGGAUGAGCCCCCACCGGGGGGGGACAAUCGGCUCCAGCUCUGGUGGUGGGGGCAUGAACCCCCUGAGGACAACGGCUGGUGCAUGGCCAUGGACAGCGAGCAGGAGGACACCCAUUGUCAUCCUAUGGGGGGCACCGACUGUGACACCGACUGUCAGCUUAUUGAGGACACUCAUUGUCACCCUACGGGGGGCACAGGCAGUGAUGCCGAUUGUCAGCUUGUUGAGGACACCCAUUGUCACCCUACGGGGGGCACCGACUGUGACGCUGACAGUCACCCUAUGGGGGACGCCCAUUGUCACCCUAUGGGGGGCACCGAUUGUGAUGCCGACUGUCAGCAUAUUGAGGACACCCAUUGUCACCCGAUGGGGGACACCCAUUGUCACCCUAUUGAGGAUGACCAUUGUCACCCUGCUGAGGACACCGACUGUGACACCCAUUGUCACCCUACUGAGGACACCGGGACAGUGUCUGGCGACUGUCACCCCCCUGGGGACACCGACUGUGAUGCCAGCAUUGACUACCCCAUGUCCUCUGAGUGUGACCCUGCCCAGGGACACUGAAUGUCACCCCAUGGUGACACCACCUGUGACACUGUCACCUACAGCCCCACAGGUAACCCCCCCAGGGCUGGUGGGUUGUGUCUGGGGGAGGUUUGGGGGUUGUUUUCAGGCUGUUGUGGGUCCAAGUGAGUUUUGGGGUCUCCCGUAUGGGUCUAAUGGAGGAUGUGGGUGUUCAGGGAGGUCAGGGCUUGUGUUGGGGGUUGCAUUGGCACUUGUUGGGGGUUGUUGUUAGGAUGCUGUUGGGUACACAUGCGGUUUGGGGGGAGUUUCAGGGUUUCCCCCCCUUUUGUAUUAAAGACACUGUGACUGUUA
Molecule: messenger RNA, 2033 nt
Organism: Melopsittacus undulatus (budgerigar)
Lineage: Eukaryota; Metazoa; Chordata; Aves; Psittaciformes; Psittaculidae
Gene: WRAP53
Product: WD repeat containing antisense to TP53
Exons: 11
Coding region: 33-1721 (562 amino acids)
Biological process (GO): Cajal body organization
Cellular component (GO): Cajal body
Molecular function (GO): RNA binding; protein binding
Source: RefSeq, a predicted model, not a curated record